AUGAACCAAGUCGACUCGUGCCAAGUCCUGCCACACGAGAUCCAGCACAGCGCCUUGCUCCAGCUGCUGUCGAAUUCAUUGAUUCUGGGGCAUACCGCCCCCUACUUGCCUGUCGCUGAUGUCCUGAAUCUCGCCGCCACCUCCCGCGCUUUCCGCUAUCUUAUCUAUGACACGCCUCAGGUCUUCCGCCGCCUCGACCUGACGCCCUGCAAGACCGCCCAAUUCGAAAUCGACGGCAUAGACCACGGCGGCGAGACAUGGCGCAACGUCCAGGUUGACGAGAACCUCACAGAGGAUGAGUUCUACUCCGGCCCCCUGCGCGGCAUCUUCUCGAACCUACGCCGCCUCAACAUCCUCCGGGACAUCCAGGUCCUCGUGCUCGACGGCCUGUCCGUGACCGCCGACCUCGUCCACGACAUCUUGACCGACGCGUCCUACUCGGUCCGCAUCCUCUCCCUCCGCGAGUGCAAGCACCUCAACGAGCGCAAGCUCCGCGGCGCCCUGCAAUACGCCUGCCGCGCCUCCAGACCCGAGGGCACCCCGCGCCUCAAGGGCCUCUACAUCUUCGGCAAGAAGGCGGACCAGCCAGCGGCGCCGGCGCCGCCCGCGCCCGCACCCACGCCCGCCGCCCCAUCCCGCCCCAUCCCCGCGGCCGUGGGCCCGGCGUGGAAUGCGCGCAGCCAACAAGCCCUCGCGGCGUCUUCCCCGCCGGCGGCCGCGGCCGCCGACGCCGACGCGGAGCCUUGGUACGGCCGGCGCGGCUGGCAGCUCGACGGCUGCCGGCCCGUCAACCCGGACUGGGCCCAGACCCUGGUGGCCUGCGACGGCGUCAUCGCCUUCGACGCGGUCCUCUGCACGGGGCCGCGCCACCUCAACUCGCGCGCCUGGGGUGCCGCCGUCGACGUCGACGGCGCCCGCUCCGCCGCGGGGCCCCCCGACGUGCCCCAGUGGGGCGUCGCGGUGUACAGCCUGGGCGGCUGCGCCGGCUGUGGGUGCGCGCCGGAGGGGUGGACGGUCUGGGGGAACGGGGGUGGUGGCGGGGAGGAGGAGGGUUGCGGGCGGGGCGAGAGGCGGGACAGCAACGGCAGCAGCAGCAGCAGUGCCGGUACCAGCGCGGAGAUUGGGCGGUUCCCGCUCCUCCGGCACGCGCCGCUGCACUCGGCCAACGUCAAGGUCGCCAUGUGCCCGUCCGGGCAGGCGCUCAACCCUCGCGGCCUGGGGGGCCGGUACAAGGCGGGGGAGGCGGUGGCGCGCUUCAUCCCGCGGUGCGCCGCCUGCCUCCGCGACCGGUACUGCACGGCCUGCCAUCGGUGGUGGUGCGAAUCCUGCUACGCGGGGCCCUGGGCCCAGGUGCCCCGUGGCGCGGACCCGGGCGGCGAUGUCGUGGGCGGUGGUGGUUUCAUCGGGGCGGGUGGCGCGAAUGCGACGAACAACAACGGUGAUCCAAAGCACAAGGUACGGGACGGACUCUGCUACGUCGGUGGUCGCUGCUGGAUCGAACGCUUCCAAAUGGAGGUGGUGCGGGACGUGUAG
Phialemonium atrogriseum is the source of this 1533-nucleotide messenger RNA. RefSeq lists its product as uncharacterized. NCBI's taxonomy places the organism in Eukaryota, Fungi, Ascomycota, Sordariomycetes, Cephalothecales, Cephalothecaceae. The transcript has 2 exons. Bases 1 to 1533 code for a protein of 510 amino acids. The record is from RefSeq and is a predicted model, not a curated record. Gene Ontology annotation, molecular function: protein binding.